AUGAGCAAUACCGACUUCCUUGGGCGGGCAAUUGACACUGUCAAGAAGGCCAUCGAGAGCGACAAUGAGGGCGAGUACGAGAAAGCUUAUCAAACCUACUACUCCGCACUGGAGCUGUUCAUGCUCGCCUUGAAAUGGGAGAAAAACCCAAAGUCCAAGGAGAUGAUCCGCGCAAAGACCGGCGAGUAUAUGGAUCGUGCAGAGAAACUCAAGAAUCACCUGGCUCAAUCGGAUGGAAAACAAAAACCGAGUGCUGUGGGCGCGAAUGGGAAAGUGGCGCAAGGAAGUGGAAAGGGCGGGGAAAAAGAUGACGAUAACGAAGAUGCCGAUUCCAAGAAGUUACGGUCAGCGCUGGCCGGUGCCAUCUUGACGGACAAGCCCAACGUGCAGUGGGAGGAUGUUGCGGGUCUCGAAAGCGCAAAGGAGGCUCUGAAGGAGGCUGUCAUCUUGCCCAUCAAGUUCCCGCAUCUGUUUACUGGAAAGCGACAGCCAUGGAAGGGUAUCCUGCUUUACGGACCUCCAGGUACCGGAAAGUCGUACCUUGCCAAAGCUGUCGCGACAGAAGCAAACAGUACCUUUUUCAGUGUCAGCAGCAGUGACCUGGUAUCAAAGUGGAUGGGUGAAAGUGAACGACUUGUGAAGCAGCUCUUUAACAUGGCUCGGGAGAACAAACCAGCUAUCAUUUUCAUUGACGAAGUCGAUGCGCUUUGCGGGCCCCGUGGUGAGGGAGAAUCAGAGGCUUCCCGCCGUAUCAAGACCGAAUUGCUGGUCCAGAUGGAUGGCGUGGGUAAAGACUCCAAGGGUGUCUUGAUUCUGGGUGCAACCAAUAUCCCGUGGCAGCUCGAUGCAGCUAUUCGUCGCAGAUUCCAAAGAAGAGUCCACAUCAGUCUUCCCGAUAUCAAUGCACGGAUGAAGAUGUUCGCGUUAGCCGUGGGCUCAACGCCGUGCGAAAUGACGCAGGCAGAUUAUAGGACGCUGGCUGAGAUGAGUGAGGGCUAUUCCGGUAGCGAUAUCAGUAUCGCUGUGCAGGAUGCUUUAAUGCAGCCUAUUCGCAAGAUCCAAACUGCAACACACUACAAGAAGGUCAUCCUCGAUGGCGCAGAGAAGCUCACACCAUGCUCACCUGGAGACCAAGGUGCAAUGGAGAUGUCCUGGGUCAAUGUCGAAGCGGACCAACUCCUCGAACCCCCACUUGUGCUCAAAGACUUUGUCAAAUCUGUUCGCAGCUCCAGACCGACAAUCAGUUAUGAAGACCUUAAGAGAAACGCGGAAUGGACGGAGGAAUUCGGCAGUGAAGGAGCAUGA
Molecule: messenger RNA, 1305 nt
Organism: Aspergillus chevalieri
Lineage: Eukaryota; Fungi; Ascomycota; Eurotiomycetes; Eurotiales; Aspergillaceae
Gene: VPS4
Product: AAA family ATPase VPS4
Exons: 4
Coding region: 1-1305 (434 amino acids)
Biological process (GO): vacuole organization; endosomal transport
Molecular function (GO): ATP binding; ATP hydrolysis activity
Source: RefSeq, a predicted model, not a curated record